AUGGUUGAGGAAGUCACAAUCGAGGAUUCCAUUGAAACUCGAAUCAGAACGCUUUCUGCUGGUGUCAAGUCAAAGGUUUGGAAAGUUGAUGAUCGCAAGCAACUUUUUAAGUGUGUGUUUAUUCCAGGCUUGGACGUGACCGUUAAGGUUACGUGA
Messenger RNA from Sclerotinia sclerotiorum 1980 UF-70, 156 nucleotides. RefSeq lists its product with no specific name. The record is from RefSeq and is a predicted model, not a curated record. The transcript is spliced from 2 exons. NCBI's taxonomy places the organism in Eukaryota, Fungi, Ascomycota, Leotiomycetes, Helotiales, Sclerotiniaceae. The coding region runs from base 1 to 156 and encodes 51 amino acids.